UUCACAUUUUGUGCUAUACAGAAGACAAUUUUUAAUAUGCUGUCAUUCAAAGUUAUUUUUGUGCUGGGCUUGACCCUGGCUGUAGCAUCGGCUGGCGAACCUCAGUUAGUUGGCGGCAUCACAACACUCUCUGGCGAUGAGCUUAAGGAGGCUGAAACUCAAUUAAACUCUUCAUUGAAAACGUUGGCAGCUGGUGAAGGACCAAACUACCAAUUGGGCAAGAUCAUUUCGGCUAGAAAACAAGUCGUGUCUGGCUUCAAAUAUUAUUAUGAGGUGGAGCUGGUUGAGGGCAGCAAGACCAAGACUUGCAAAGUGGAGAUCUGGUCGCAGCCCUGGAUGCCCAAUGGCGUUGAGGUGAUAUUCGACUGCCCCGAUGGCAAGGUUACCAAGAAGCACAAUGCACAAUCUGAAGUCAAACUUCGUGAAGUGAAGAAAGAUUUUUGCAAUAUGUUCGCUAUUAAAGUUAUUUUCGUGCUGAGCUUGGCACUCGCUGUUGUGUCCGCAAGCCCUGCCCUUACGACUAGGGGCAAGGGCGCCAUUACGGCACUCAGCGGCGAUCGUCUAAAGGAAGCUGAAGCUAUACUGGAGUCGUCUCUAAUCAAAUUGGCUGAUGGUGAAGGACCACACUAUACUUUGGGUAGAGUAAUUUCGGCUUCACAUCAAACAGUCUCCGGCAGCAAAUACCGUUAUGAGGCGGAGCUUCUGUCAGGCGACAAGACUGUGCAGUGCAAGGUGGAGAUCUGGUCCCAGCCCUGGUUGGACAAUGGUAUUGAGGUGACAUUCGACUGUCCCGAGGGCAAAGUUGUAAAAAAUCACAGCGCCUAA
Drosophila busckii is the source of this 825-nucleotide messenger RNA. RefSeq lists its product as uncharacterized. The record is from RefSeq and is a predicted model, not a curated record. Lineage: Eukaryota; Metazoa; Arthropoda; Insecta; Diptera; Drosophilidae. The transcript has 6 exons. Gene Ontology annotation, molecular function: cysteine-type endopeptidase inhibitor activity. Bases 37 to 825 code for a protein of 262 amino acids.